UGUAAAUGUUUGUGUUUUACACCGUUUAUUUUUUACGUAUCCUCUAAAAAGGCAAUGGAAUUUCUGUCUCCGAUACUGAAGUCUUCGCACAAUUUUUUCUGUGUAAAUUGUCUACCCAAACCAGAUCCUGCGAAGCAACGGGUGUUCUAUCGGGAUGAAAGCUUGUUCAACAAUUUGGAGUUUUUGUCCAUUUUCAAGGGUUACGAAUACUCAAAUCCGUAUGAUGAUAGAUAUUUUAGCACGGACAGAGUCAUUAUAACGGAACAUGCAAAAAUCUAUCCUGAAAUCAGAAAAAUGGCCACCAAGCCGAAGCCGUUUCCCAGGAAGUUGAAAACAUUGUUGAAAAUUUUCCCUGCGGUUCAUCGUCUGCCUUUUAACAAGUAUUUGUCCUUGGUGGACAUGUACGAAGAUAUCAUUCGAAAGGAGAACGAAAUCCGCAGUUGCUAUCGCGACAGAAGUUUAAAUACGAGAUUGAGCGAUAAAUUUGAUAUUAUGGUCGAUCGCACGACGCUACACUUGAGAAUUUCGAGCCGUACGGAGAGAAAAUCGCAAGGAGAUUCGGCGAGUCAAAAAUCUUCCUCGAUUGAAAGUUUUCUGACUGAUAUUUUGGUGGCACGAGACCCACCAUCUUCAUCGUCGAGUUCUAGUUCGAUGACAAGGGCAAGUCCACCAGAGUCCUUAGGAAUAACAGACAGUGAGCCUGGCAAUGUGAGCUCUCAGCAAUAUUCUACCCAGGAUUCGUAUGUAUGGCCGGAAAGUCCUAGGCCCUCGAAUGUGACAUUGCAAAAGUCUCCUAGAGGAAUGUCCUUAGAAUCAACAGCUCAAACUCACAGGAACCCGGAAGAGGGUGAGUUUAGUGGAUUCCGACGUCCACGGCCACAGGAAGAUAAGGAAACGACUUCUGCAGCCAAACGCCGACGACUGUCUAUCCCCAUGAAUCCAACUCCACAGGAGAUACAGUCCGGUCCUCCACGUACACAGGGUGCAAGAGUGCCGCGCGUUCCAGGAGGAUGA
Molecule: messenger RNA, 1014 nt
Organism: Anopheles nili
Lineage: Eukaryota; Metazoa; Arthropoda; Insecta; Diptera; Culicidae
Exons: 1
Source: RefSeq, a predicted model, not a curated record